Messenger RNA from Python bivittatus (Burmese python), 1371 nucleotides. The record is from RefSeq and is a predicted model, not a curated record. Lineage: Eukaryota; Metazoa; Chordata; Lepidosauria; Squamata; Pythonidae.
GUGGCAGUCGACGAGUAGUAACAUAGGGAAUCAUAGAUACAGCGGCUGUGUUGCGUGAUUCAGACGAGGUUAAUUAUGAUCUAAUUCAUUAUCCCAUUUCUCUUGGGUCAGAAGACUCACUGAACCCUAAAGCUCACCAUCCAGGCCAGGCUCACUCAACAGCCUAGGCUCCUGGACUGUGCUAACCAGUCUUUGGUUAGUUUAUGGCUCAUUAUAUAGUGCAAAUCCAUGAAACUAGGAUAAAUAGUAAACCAGAAUUAAUCAUGGGUUAACAAGUUAUGAAAAGAGCCUUAUGUUCUUGUCCCAACCUUUAAGGUAAAACUUAUACAAGAAAUACACAGGUAUACAAAUAGAAGAGGUAGACACUGUGGGGCCCACAGGCAAAGAGACCCUGGACUUCUGCUUGCUUCAUGCCCCCAACAAAUUUGGUUGUGGGGGGUGGCACCUCCACAGAAGUUGUUGAGUGCAAAAGUAAGGAGGGAACAAAGGGAAGGGAUGAGCUGCCACCACUGCUGACUGAGCACCUCCUCUUCGUGAGCCGCUUCUGCAGCAGCUAUUGCCACAACAGCAGCACCGCUACCACCAUCAGCCUCCUCUCUUCCUCCUCUUCUCAGUUGGAUCACGUGGUAGUGAGAUUACAUAACCAACACAAUGAAUGCAACAAAAAAAAUUAAACAAAACCCAGUUGACAUCUCAUCCCCUGGUACAAAGAAGAAAGGAGGAUACAGCAGAUAUGGAGCUGAGCCAAUGGUUUUACUGCCUGCAGAUACCAAUGAAACUGUUACACAGUAUUCUCUGUCUCUUUCGUCUGGAAAUAAAGAUAGAAUGUUUGAUGAAAUGGAAAUGCUUAGGAAUAUUACCAAACAUCUAAAUGAGAUUGUACAUACAAUGGAAAGUGUCUAUAUAAUGGAAGGUGAAAUUAAACAAAAAGAAGAAGAGGAGGAGGAGGAAGAGGAAGAACCACCUGAAGAGUAUGAAGAUAUGACUUCUUUCCUGAUAUGUUGUUCACAACUUAGGACACAACUAGAAAAUGCACUUCGUGAAGAAAAGCAAAUAUUAGAGUCAUUGCUUAAGUGGUUUGAAAAGGAGGUCCAUGAGAUGGAAGAGAUAGGUGAGGAGAAAAUUCUCCCAGACUGGGAAAUUCCUCUAGCAGAUAAAAGCAUAACAAAUAAUAUUAAUCAAUUACUGAAUCGCAUUCAAAGACUUGAAGAACUAAAAGGCCGUGUUCAAGAACUACCCAAACUUAUUCAGCUUUCCACACCUAAACAGGAAAAGAAAAAAGCAGUAAGCCCAACACCUCCCACUCAAAAAGAUCCAAAAAAUAUAAUUGAAGGUAAGGAUUCUGAUUUACCAUGGACUCCAGUACAUUAG